Molecule: messenger RNA, 759 nt
Organism: Paramecium tetraurelia
Lineage: Eukaryota; Ciliophora; Oligohymenophorea; Peniculida; Parameciidae
Exons: 2
Source: RefSeq, a predicted model, not a curated record
AUGACUUCCAAGAAGCAACUAAUAGAUGAAAUAUGUAUUAAUAAAUAGAUAAUUUAAGUUGAGAUAUGCGACUCUAUUCUUGAGAAAGCAUAUAAGAAUUAACAGUGUUUGUAGAUAUUGAUUCAGAAAUAUCCGUUGAACGAAGGAAUCUAAUCAUUUUAAUUAGUGCCAGUGAGUUAGUAUGAAGAUUAAAGCAGAAACUAAUUAAAGUAAUUAACUAUUGAACAGCUGGCAUAUCUUUUGGAAGAUGCCCAACAUACUUUAGAUUAAGUAAUGUAUGAGGAAUUGUAAAUCAAUAAAUUGGGAUUGAGAAUGCCUAAAAAGUCAUUAUUAGUUUAAAAUUAUGAAAAAUGGGAUUUCUUGUUAUAAUGGCCUAAAUCAAAUAAUUUGGAAAGCAUAAUAAUAAAUGUUUAAAGCAUAACAAAUAAUAUUUAAGCUUAGUUGCAAAGAUCGAAAUAAAAAUCUGAUGAUUAAGAUGAUCUCCAGAAGAAAUACUAAGAGGCAUUAGAAAAAAUAGAAUAUUUGGAAAUGUAAUUAGAAUAGGGGACAAAUAAAACCAUAAAUUAGGGAAUCAUAAUUUAAGGAAAUAUAUUGAAUACAAGAAAUCAAAUGAAUCGGUCCAAACAACCAAAAAGAGACAAGAUAGAGUUGAUGGAUGAGCUUGAAAAGAAAUUAUAGGAUUUGGAAACUGAAAAGGAGAAAAUGUCAUCCUAUAGCAUGGAUGCCUUCUCUAAAUUACUAUAGACAAAAUAAUAUUGA